AAAUCAGGUGGGAUGUGACAGUUAGAAAGCUUAGUUUGUUGUGAUUUUUAGUUUGUUUCUAUUAUUUUGUUUGUUUAAACAUUUUUUUUUUAUUUAUACAUUGAAGCAACAAAGCUUAUGUCAUUAUGAACUGCAAUGAGUUUUGAAGAACCAAUUUCAAGAAACUAUUCCUGAUGUGAACGAAAGUCGGUCCAGCGCACACUUCAUAUAAAUUUCCAGCAUGGUGGUGGUGCUGAAUGGGGUGUUGGCGGACGAGUGCCCCACGUCGGUGAGGGCGCUCCUGUCUGCUCAUCCAGGGUACAGAGAUGCAGCAGCACAACUCCUGGCCACAGCCCCCAGGGUUGUCGGACCUCAAGGGCUGUUGUACGUUGCCCAGAGAGAAUUGGCCGCUGUCGUUCCCCACGACAAAAACGUCAGUAUCAUAGGCUCCGAUGACGCCACGUCUUGUAUUAUAGUAGUUGUCAGACAUUCAGGUUCAGGUGCGGUUUCAUUGGCCCAUCUCGACGGCUCUGGGACAGAGGAAGUAGCGGCGGCCAUGGUCGCUAAAGCGCAGCAACUAGCUGCAGGUUACCCUGAGGGUAGGCUGGAGUUACAGAUGGUAGGAGGAUUCACUGAUCCCCGUAGAUAUUCUGACGACCUCUUCGCUAAUAUCAUGUUGUCCUUCCACCGUCUGUCAGAAGAGAUAGACUUGACGCUAGCGUGUUGUUGCGAGCUGAACACAGCGUUGGGCGGUUCACCGUCCCCGCUGGUGACUGGUGUUGGGGUUGAUAUAAGGGCUGGAGACAUGUUCCCCGCGACCUUUCCUGAUAAAGGACCAGAGCUUCCAUUAAGAAGCGCCAGAACCAUCACCGGUGGACCAAACGCUGCUCAGGUGUUCGAUAUAUACGACAACGGUGUCGGCAUGUUGCGUAUCGGCCCAUUCAACUACGAGCCGCUGCGUAGUGUCGAGCUCUGGCUGGGUCAGUCCGAUGACUUCAUACUGCAACAUCUGAGUACAACGCCAGCCGUUGAGGCGCCGCACUUCGUACAUAAUAUCCGUGUAACUCUAAAGUUCAUCCAGCAACAUCCGUUUCCCGCUGUGACGGUGUUCCCUGACAACAGACCGCACUACUACCGCCGAGAUGAACAGUCGGGAUGCUGGGUACCCGUCAGGUUCUAAUGAGCACACACAAAAUAUUUAUAUGACACGAAUGGCUCAAUGCCAUUGAUGUGGAAAUGGAAUAAUAUAUCGUGACUAAGAUUUGAAUUUGCUGGUCAGAGUAUUCAGUUGAUUUGUUUUUUUUUUGUUUUAAGUUUCCUAUAGAAUAUAUAUUUGUUUAUGGAUGAUACAAAAACAUGUUCUUUUUGUUUUUUUUUUUUACUACGAUCCAAGAUUUUUAAAGAAUACAGAUAUGUGUAAAAAUACAUUCCAUUGUUAUUUUUUAUAAUCUAUAUAAAUACAAAAAUAAUUAAUGUUGUAAAUUUUUGUGAUGAAAAUACUAACAGUUGGAAUAAAUACAUCGGUUAACUUAACUGAUUUUAGAAUUGUAUGUAAAUACGACUUAGUUAUUUGAAUGUUAUUAAGUUUAUUGUAUUGUAUAUUUUGACAGGAUCUUUUUAUAUUUUUUUUUAUUUUAACAUUUUCCAUCCGGUUUCCAGGUGAAUGUAGCACUGAAUAAAAAUGAUUAAAGUCUCGACUUGAAAGUGAAAAAUAAUUAGUAAUUUUGCCCAGUUUAUUGUUAGGUUAUUAUAGAUGGAAACACAAAAAAGGCGCUGUAAAUAUUAUAGUAAGCAAGUUAUUAGUUAAAAGCGUUACUAGUUAUUGUUUUGUGAAAUUAUGAUUAUAUUGAAAGUUCAAUAGUU
Danaus plexippus (monarch butterfly) is the source of this 1842-nucleotide messenger RNA. It is a transcript of the gene Ntan1, whose product is annotated as protein N-terminal asparagine amidohydrolase. Gene Ontology annotation, cellular component: nucleus. Gene Ontology annotation, molecular function: protein-N-terminal asparagine amidohydrolase activity. The transcript is spliced from 8 exons. Bases 221 to 1159 code for a protein of 312 amino acids. NCBI's taxonomy places the organism in Eukaryota, Metazoa, Arthropoda, Insecta, Lepidoptera, Nymphalidae. Gene Ontology annotation, biological process: ubiquitin-dependent protein catabolic process. The record is from RefSeq and is a predicted model, not a curated record.